GCUGCCCUUUGAUGAUUUUCGAAAUUACUGGGAGUCCUGUUAAGCGGAAGAAAGCAGAACUUGGGAGAAACGUACAUCGUAGCAAACAGGUUCUUCCUAAACAAAAACCAGACGGAAAUCAGGAAAAGGAAAACCUGGUUAGAGAACGCUCAUCAAACUCUCCGGGAGACACGAAAAAGACGGCGAGAGAGAUAGCUGGACGACUGGGACCGAGCGAGAAAAACGUAGCUCCAUUUUAAGUUAUAAACAGUUCAGAUGGACUUGGAGAUUAAAGGAAUUGCAGCACCUCCAAAAAGACAAGUUCUACUGUCCUCUCAGAGUUGGAGGCCAAACACAAGAUUAAGCCAUGGUCCUCGACCAGCAGAGGUGCCAUGUCUUGACUUGGGAAAGUUGGGAGAUUCAGAAGAUGAGGAUGGGGAUAAUGGCUCACUUUACAAUGCUGAACGACCUUACACUGGCCCUCCACGUCUAUCUUCAUCUUUUAGGGGGGCCACUCAAUUACAAAGUACUCACACACUGUAUCAUAAUAUAGAACAGGCAGCAAGGAGACCUGAGCUGAAGAAAAUUGAGCUUUCUUCAAAGGAGCAAAAAACAAUACCGGAAAAUCUACCACUCCCAACAGACACAUACAAGCUGAAAUAUCUGCAAUAUGAAGCAGAAAUGAAAGAGGGAUAUAAACAGUAUUCUCAGAGACUUGCGAAAAAGAAGAUAAAUAAUAACCUGUUUCAUGAACUUCCAGGCAAGAUAGCUGAAAAAAAGGAUUUACAAUCAGAAAAUCAAAGAAUGGAUGAAUUCACAGUUCUUGAUGAGAAAGCCCUUUUACAGCAAGGUUAUACAAACAAACCAUACACUAUGCAGCAUAGCAUAAGAAAAUUGGAUGUUGAAGAAGUAGCAGCAGAAAGAAAAAAACAAGCUGUGGUAGAACAAGUCAUGUUAGAUCAAUUGUGUAGAGCUGUGAUAAGUGAUCCAGAGCAAAAUGGAAAUUCAGAUACUUACAAGAAGGAUCCUGUUCUUCCAGGGUUAAGCACAGCACCUCUGCGCUUUAGAAAAAGAACAUUACAUGAAACAAAAAUUAAGACUAGGUCAGCACUGACUGAAAAUAUGCUUUCUAACAAAUUACGAUUUGAUGGUAGAUUAAUAUCAAGAAAUGGACGUGAUGCUUGUCGAGAACUGAUUGGAUUUUACUUUGCUUAUGACAAAUCUUUAACUAUAUAUGAAUAUAGAAAGUUUGGUAAAAAUAGAAUAAAUGCUCUACCAUUCAUUCUGAAGGGUAUUUAUAUGCAUCAGCGUGGACAGAGGAAAGGAAAACCAUACAGUCUUAAUGAUUUCUUUGUUGGAGCAGACCUAACUUUUUUGAGCCUUCAACAUCCUGGCCUUCCUGAAAGUAUUAAGCGGAAACCAUUGUUUACAAUCCGUGUCACAAAUAUUGAUGGAAUGGCUAGAACUUUUCUAAAGAUGUAUAAUAUAGAAAAUGAGAAACAUCCUAUCAAGGAAGAAGAUGAUUGGAAAAAAACUUUGAGGAAUAUUCAAGAUAAUUUGAGACCAAAAUUAAGUAAAAGAGGAGUUCGUAUUGUUUCAGGAGUAGGAAAAUAUUUUCGUGAAUUGGACAAGAAGCAAAAUGGAAAUAUUACAAAAGCAGACUACAAACAAGCUCUAAAAGUAUUUCAUUUAGAAGUGACUGAAGAGGAAUUUGAAUCUUUAUGGUUAAUUCUACAUGAUGACAAUAAUGGUGAAAUUGAUUAUACUGAAUUUAUUCGUGCUAUUCUUGGAGAAAUGAAUGAAUACAGAAAAAUAUUUGUUAGGAAACGGGAGAAUGUCAAGAUUUGGUUUAUUGUGAGAAAAGUCUUUCUGUGUCAUUUGAAGAAAAUUGUCAGUGUGAAAGCUUAUAUGAAGCUAGAUUACAAUAAAACUGGCAGAGUCCCUAUGGUAGAUAUCAAGAAAUGUUAUUGUGCUAGAAAACAUCCUCAAGUUAUAGCAGGAAAUGCAACUGAGGAAGAAAUUAAAUCUUCAUUUCUUGAAACACUGGAGGAUGCCUGCAGCAAUCCCAGUGAAGUUUCCUUUGGUGAAUUUGAGGAUUAUUAUGAAGGAUUAAGUAUUGGCAUUCUGGAUGAUGAAGAUUUUAUUAAUGUAUUAAGAAAUCCCUGGGGAAUUUAGAAGUAAAAAAUAUAAUGUAAAAAUUAGAAAUAGAGACUCUGAACAUUUGUUAACUUUCUAAAUAGCUUUAAUAAAUUGGCCUUCAUAAUCUGAAGGUAUAGUAAUGUUUAAAGCAUGGCUUGUUUUUCUUCUUGCAAUUAAAGUAUUGAAGGGAUUUUAUUGUGUUUAUGAUUUUAGUAUGUUUAAGUUUGACACUAGCAGCUAUUUUAUAUAUAGUAACCAUUUUAUAUUGAUACUUGUAGUGUUAUCAUGUAAUCAUUGUUUUGUUAUUUUGUAAUCAUUAUUUUGUAGCUAAUUGCCUGAGCAGAUGCUUUAUAUAUAUUGGAAAAGUAAAAGUCUCAUGUUAAACAUACAGGAGAUUGCUUAUAUGAAAAGAGCAUGGUAAGGAGAGGGGGAAAAGGAGUUACGGAUGGAGCCUGGGUUGUUGUGUAUGAGUCUUCAUCUUGGAAUUGUUUUUUGGUAUCUUAUGCCUGGUACAAAGAUCUGAUCUUUUUGUUCUGGAAAGGUAUAAAAGGUAAAAGACAUCUGUUGAUCAAAACGGAGAGGGGUUGCCUAAUUCCUCUUCGUGGCUGGCAAAGGAAUAAAGACAACAACCAGGAAAGAUGUCUUCCACCUUUUAUGCCUUUCCAGAACAAAAAGAUCAGGUCUUUGUAUAUACAGUAUUCUCUGUAGGCUAAGAUAUUAAAAAAGCUCAUUCAAGUCAUAGCAGAAGGCCUCAAAAACAGACAAAUGUUUCUGGAGUUUGUGAAAGCUAUGUUCAGUUUCUCUGCAGAACAUUUAAUAUUCCACCUAAGGAAAAAAAAUAAGCCUUUCUGUAUAUACGUUCAACAGGAUGCAUGUAGGGAUUAUCUGAAUAGAACCCAGGAGUCUGACCAGGGAUUACUAUUUCAACCUUUAUUGACUCAUCCAUUCCACUGGAAAAUAAUGCCUUUCAACUAACAAAAGAUGAAGGGAAAUAGGCCUAUGUUAAGAGGCUAAAUUACUGUAUGACAGGAUUGCGCAUCCUUCAGCUGUAAUUUUCUAAUUGAUCAGAUGGGAUAGCGCCCAAGAAGGUACAUAAGGAAAAACAGAGAAGACAUGCAGAGGGAGGUUUCAAAGCAAUCAAUUCUUAUAAAAAUAGUACCUGGUAGUACUCUUGGCAGCCUACUUCAGUGUACAGUAUGCUUUCAGUUCCUGAGGAUGAGAAUAACAGAAUCUGACUUUACCUUUUAUUUAGCCAAAUUUAAUGUGAUAAUUUUUCAGAAGACCUGGAUGCAAGAAGGAACUCAUCUUAAUGGAUAUUAUUAGACUUCUCUGAUACUAAAGGGGAGUCAGGGCAAGAGAUACAACAGUGUGAGGAGCUUAUAAUAUUUAUUUCUACUAGAUUCUAAGUUUUAGAAAUUGGUCUUGCCCCACUGAAUUUUGCAAUAGCAACAUUAAUAAAAUUCAGCCACUGCAGUCUUAUUGCGCAUCAUCCCCCCUCCUCCGAGAAUCUGCUUAAAACUAAUCAUCAUUGAUAUGUCAAUAAUUUCAGUGUCAGAAGUGGGUGAGUAAUGCAAAGAAUUUCCACAAUGUCUUCCAUAUCUAGAAUCUUUCCACUUUGCUGUUUGCCAUUCGCAAUCUGCUGCUAUCUAACUAUGCUGAAUUGUACUUAGCGCAGGUCUUCAGCCGACUGGAUCUGAUUAUUUUAAAUGGUGUCACUAAGGGAGAUUUUCUAGGGGCAUUUAUUUGGGGAGCAUGUACAUCUAUGACUACCCUUGGUUAUGUGACUGUCAUUUACAACUUUCUGUAAUUUGUAGAUAGUAGAAAGCUGAUUGAAAGCUUAUUACUAUCAUGAGCUUCAAGCCUCCAUCAAAAAGGGCAAGAAAUAUGUUUUUCAUCCUGCAGUUUAAACAGGUGUGGUACUGCUUCUCAUUUAAGGUAGUUAAUGCAAAUAUGGCAGAAAUGUUGAAUUUGAUGCACAUUUUACAACUUGGAACGUCUAUUGUAGAGACACUGAUGUAUUCAGAGUCCUCAAUUGGAGCAUUCCUUGUGAGCUGAUUUCAGUUCAUAGAUAAUUAAGGACAGUAUUAAGUAUAAAAUAACCCUGAAUAAUGCAGUGCUAAUUGUAACUAAACAUCAACUUGGAUAUUUCUAAUUUUUUUUAAUAGUACAAGUACCUGAUUGCAAACUAACAUAGUUAGCUAUAGAGGAGCUAUAGAGGAGCGCUUGAUUCAUUUACUAACUUCAGCAAAGUUCAACAAUCCUUCUUCCAUUUGAAAAAUAGUAUCUGCCCUUCUAUAUUCUUUUACUUGAGAUCUCCUAUCCCAGUAGGAAAGCGGGAGGAAUUCAUCCACCUGGUAUAUGCAGGAAAUUUGAACAGAAUGGUCUCAGAAAGAUUUGGUCUUCUUCCACCUUGGCCCCUAUGUUAAUAUCUGGGCUUCCAAACUGGAAGUCUGCUUAAGAGUUAGCUUGAGGUAAGAUGGGUGGCCUAUAAAUUGUAUAAACAAAAUAAAAAAAAUAAGGUUGGCAAACUUAUUAGACUGAUAAGCUCCAAUGUUGGCUUCAUAAUUUACAGGUAUAAACUACAUUUUCUGGAAAUUGCAAUGAUCUGAAAUUUAUUUCAGGCUCAUGACCCCAACCUUACAUGGCUAGAGACAAAAUUCUAUUUGGUAAUCUGCCACAUGAUCCAGAAAUGGAACAGAAGAGAAGAAAAGCUAGGGAGAAGGGGAUGAGGAUGAUAGAGAUGUGUAGGGUAGUAUUUCAGCAUUUCACCAUGUUCGUAAUCUAGUAUUUUGUUUUAAUGAUCUAGUAAUUACUUUUUAAAUUUUCCCAGUAUUUAAUACUUUAUGCAUAUUGUACUCUGACUUACUUUAUUUUAAUAUCUGUGUAAUACUUUAUGUUCUUUUAUCAUGUCUCUGUCCAACUGUGCAAUGACUAUAUUAAAGAAUUGAUUGAUUAUGAAAAUGCA
This is a messenger RNA of Crotalus tigris (Tiger rattlesnake), 5083 nucleotides long. RefSeq names its product calcyphosine 2 (gene CAPS2). Lineage: Eukaryota; Metazoa; Chordata; Lepidosauria; Squamata; Viperidae. The record is from RefSeq and is a predicted model, not a curated record. The transcript is spliced from 20 exons. The coding region runs from base 256 to 2154 and encodes 632 amino acids. Gene Ontology annotation, molecular function: calcium ion binding.